This is a messenger RNA of Vanrija pseudolonga, 213 nucleotides long. RefSeq lists its product as uncharacterized. The transcript is spliced from 3 exons. Lineage: Eukaryota; Fungi; Basidiomycota; Tremellomycetes; Trichosporonales; Trichosporonaceae. The record is from RefSeq and is a predicted model, not a curated record. Bases 1 to 213 code for a protein of 70 amino acids.
AUGCCCGACCCCGGCCGCCGCAGCAUGACUGAGAAGGUCUUCUGCACCCUCCAGCCCAACUCGACAAAGUCCGAGGCGCGCCUCGAGGCCGAAGAGAUCGACAAGCAGCGCGAUAUCAAGACCCGCGCCACUGUCCCCGCUGAGCACAAGAGCACGACGCAGAAGAUUGCCGACAUGAUUUCGCCCGGACGCAAGGACGGUCCGGGGCACUAG